Scophthalmus maximus (turbot) is the source of this 1800-nucleotide messenger RNA. RefSeq names its product phosphorylated adaptor for RNA export (gene phax). Lineage: Eukaryota; Metazoa; Chordata; Actinopteri; Pleuronectiformes; Scophthalmidae. Gene Ontology annotation, biological process: snRNA export from nucleus. The record is from RefSeq and is a predicted model, not a curated record. Bases 330 to 1556 code for a protein of 408 amino acids. Gene Ontology annotation, cellular component: nucleus. The transcript has a single exon.
AAGGGGUGACAGUCGGAAAGCGGAAGCCUGGCUUCAGCCUAGCGCGAAUUUUCUUCCUUGAGUCUCUCAACUUUGUCUGUGUAUCGUCCGCCUCGUCUCAGCGGGUCACGGCGAGUGGAAGAGCCGACGAGACCCGAGGAGCGGUCGUCAGAGAGCGGGGAGUCCGAGUGCCUCUCGUCUGCCUCUCUACCAGCUUGAAUGAGAACUUCUGUGCUCUCGUUAGCUUGUGCUGCUGCAGCUAGCUGCUGUCGCUAAUCAGCGGCCCACACUUGAGCCGAUGCGUCGGAGCCGCAGGCGUCACUCAUCUGAGCCGUGAUUACAGACGAGCGAUGGCGGAGCGCGGAGAUGUGAUGGUCGGUGAUCUGGAGGACGGGGAGAUCUCCGAGUCCGGCUCGGACGCGGAGAUGGGGACCGCAGCGGCGGAAGCACAAGGUCGACCCCUGGUUCCUCCUGCCUUCAGCGGCCAGUCCUUCCAGAACAGAGCCGCCGCCCAGGCCCCUGCCGCCGCCUACCGCGGCGCCGGUGGGACGGUGGAGUCCAGCGACAGUGACCUGGAUUCGUCGGACGAGGAGGCGGCAGUUUGGCGCCGGAAGCGCCAGAAAGUGUCUCCACAGCCUCCCGCCUGCACCGCCCGCCCGGGGCCCACGCGCCUGCCCGCCCCCAGCGCGACGGGAGGCCGCAAGGUGAACAACAUUUGGGGCUCCGUGGUGCAGGAGCAGUGCCAGGACGCCAUCACUGCAGAGCUCGGCAUAUUUGGCAUGGAAGGUGAAAUUAGCAUGUCCAGCAGAAAUGUGGAGACCUAUAACUUUGUCCUGGCUCGUAAGCUGAUGGAGAAGGAGAGGCAGAAGGAGAUGCUGUCAAAGGAUGAAGGAGAAGUGACCAUGCUGGACACCCAGCUGGAGGAGUACAUGCAGGGCCGGUGCUCCGAGGAGGGGCCGGGAGGUGAUGCGAAGAGGAAGAGGCCAGCCAAAGACCGACUGGGCCCCAGGGCCGAGAUGGACAUCAAGGGCAGGUAUGAGAUCACAGAGGACGACCCGGAGGACAAAGUGGCAGAUGAGAUUGCACACAGGCUGCAGGAGCCCAAAGCAGACCUGAUAGAGCGCAUUGUCAAAGUCGUCGGAGCCAAAAAAGCCAUAGAACUGCUCGGAGAGACGGCCACGCUGGAGGAGAGCGGCGGGGUGUUCACCAUGGACGGCAGCAGGCGGCGGACGCCUGGUGGGGUGUACCUCAACCUGCUGAAGAACACGCCCAGCGUCACCAAGUCCCAAAUCAGAAAGAUCUUCAUCGAGGAAAACCUGAAAGAUCACAAGAGCAAGAAAGCUGCUCAGAAGAGGAGGCGGCACCUGGUGGCCAAGAAGAUGAAGCAGGCCAUCGGCACGCUGAACCUGCAGGAGCACGACGACGUCUCCAGGGAGACCUUCGCCAGCGACACCAACGAGGCCUUGGAGUCCCUGGAGGACGCCGCGGACGAGGAAGAGGAGGCUCAGGGGGAAGCUGCUGUGGGGACGGAGGACACGGCUGUGGUCUACAACUCUGCAGACCUGGAGGUCUUCUGACGGCCGAACGCUCAGAGGUCGGAAAGAAGACCACUUCACAGAACUGUAUGAGCGAUGAGGCUUGCACGUUAGCUUGAUUUGUGACACGAAUGUUGUUUGCCUUUAAUUCAAAUUCUGAAUCAUCUGUUUGUUUUUCAUUUCUCUCUAUAAUGUUCAUGAUGGGAAAGAGAAGUUUUGAGUUAUUAAAUUUGUUUAUCGGCAUCUGGAAUGUUAAUAAAGUUGACUCCUUGAGAGAAAAAGAAUA